CUCCUUCAAACGCCCAUCAUGGAGGUCCCUCCUCUUCUCAGGCUCCUGAUAUUGCUCUAUCUAUUCAAUCUUACUGGCUCUCCUUUCUUGGCUGUUGUUGAUGCUCGGCAACAAUGUAGACUACAAGCUCCUCAAGAUCAGGCUGAGUUUGCCUCGCCGAAUGACCCGUUUCCGUCUCCUGGCUCAAAUGGUACCAAUAACGGGACAAGCUCCAAUGGCACCACUACAAACCCCGCUAUCACACCAUUUGCAUAUGGCACGGACAAGAUCCGAGGAGUAAACUUAGGAGGAUGGUUCGUUCUUGAGCCAUGGAUAACCCCUAGUAUAUUCGAGAACACGGGGAACGAUGACAUAAUUGACGAAUUCACCUUCGGGCAGCACCUGAACUCAAGUUAUGCCCAGCAGGUUCUUCAGCAGCAUUGGAACACCUGGAUAACUGAGGAUGACUUCAAAGCAAUCAGAGCAGCUGGUCUCAAUCAUGUUCGAAUACCUCUUGGGUAUUGGUCCGUUCCGAUGGACGAUAACGAGUCGGUCUCGCCCUAUAUAGCAGGUGCAUGGCCUUAUUUCCUUCGAGCGCUUAACUGGGCAAAAAGCAAUUCUCUGAACGUAAUUGUGGAUCUACACGGAGCGCCCGGUUCACAGAAUGGUUAUGACAACUCUGGACAGCGCACGAACAACCCUGUUUGGGCAACCGGCGAUGGAAACGUAAACCGAACAAUAGAAAUUCUUUCUUUCAUUGCGGAAAAAGCUGGUGGGAUGAUAGAUGUUCUUGAGCUUCUCAAUGAAGCUGCUGGGUUUAUUAGCAGCGAAUGGGCAACGACGAUCCGGCAAUUUUGGCAAGAUGGGUACAAUGCCGUUCGUCAGGCAGCAGGGUCCGGCAUGAAAAUCAUGAUAGGAGAUGCCUUCCUCACGGUGCAGAACUGGGAGAACUUCUUGACAUAUCCCUCGUCUCAGGGGGUCAUGAUGGAUAUCCAUGAAUACCAAAUAUUCAGUGUCGAAGAGCUGCAGAGGUCAAAUGACGAACAUAUAGACUUCGCGUGUUCACUUAUCCCAGGUCUUGCGGACUAUGACCAAAAUGACUUGUGGACUAUCGUCGGAGAAUGGUCAACGGCAAGUACAGACUGCGCACAGUGGCUAAACGGCAGGGGAAUCGGCUCUCGGUGGGACGGUACCUACCCAGGUUCAGGCACACCCACGCUGGGCUCGUGUGCUGGCUUAACAGGUAACUCUGCGAACUUCUCUAGUGACUUCAAGUCGUAUCUCCGCAAAUAUUGGGAAGUUCAAGUGGACAUUGGAGAAUCUGUCUCGGGAUGGAUAUAUUGGACUUGGAAGACUGAGAGUGCUGACGAAUGGAGCUAUCAGAAGGGUCUUGAGGGAGGUUGGAUCCCGCAAGAUCCGACUGAAAGGCUCUAUCCAGGACUAUGCAACAACACGAGUGGAUAAUCAUUAGAUUUCUUGAUAUACACGACACACCAAAGACAGGACUCACGCUAGAACCACAACGCUGCUUAUUAUACAUACACACUUGUACGACACCGAGGAGGAGCACUAAUACUGUUGUAGUACAUAAUAUAUUAGCAAACCUUUCUUGUUUUAGGGAUCUGGAGCUGGAUCUGAGCACACGGUGGGAUGCGGGUCUCUGGCCUAAUUUCUGGUCCUUGGUGUUUCGGCAAUGCUCGACUCUUCUUUGAUGAAGGCGAUACCGUUGAUGAAUUAGAUACACACGUACGUCCCGUCAAAAAAAUUACAAAUUCAGGUCCGCUAGUGCAAUGUACUGUAUGUAUGCGUGUACAGUUGGUUCCGAGGGAGGAAGCCUCGAAGGCGAAGACGCUGACUACGGAGAAGCGUAAAUCGGGAGAACAUUCCAGCAUCCCACAUUCCCGAGCACAGGAACCACUGGCAUGUGUAUGGGCAGGGACGGACGAAGGACGAACCAGUAGAAAAGGAUGCCACAAUCAGCAAUUACCGACGCAUCUAGCGUGCUGGGUGUGCAUGCAUGUAUGUAUUCGUCAGCCUUCAGUCUUGUUUUUGCUUCCGCGGGUAAUCUCGAGUGGCCACGCGUUCAGUGCACAUUAGUACUAGUUACUUACGCUAUUCAGUUUGUAUUGUGUCGCUUGUAAUUGUAUUGGU
This is a messenger RNA of Fomitiporia mediterranea MF3/22, 2130 nucleotides long. RefSeq names its product glycoside hydrolase family 5 protein. Bases 19 to 1443 code for a protein of 474 amino acids. The transcript is spliced from 9 exons. Lineage: Eukaryota; Fungi; Basidiomycota; Agaricomycetes; Hymenochaetales; Hymenochaetaceae. Gene Ontology annotation, biological process: glucan catabolic process. Gene Ontology annotation, cellular component: cell surface; extracellular region. Gene Ontology annotation, molecular function: beta-glucosidase activity. The record is from RefSeq and is a predicted model, not a curated record.